This is a messenger RNA of Macrosiphum euphorbiae (potato aphid), 369 nucleotides long. NCBI's taxonomy places the organism in Eukaryota, Metazoa, Arthropoda, Insecta, Hemiptera, Aphididae. The record is from the annotation of a GenBank genome assembly.
AUGGAGUGGUCAAAUGAACUGAUCUUAGAAUUUCUUGAUCUGUAUGAACAACAACCAUGUAUCUGGAACCCAAAACAUGCUCAACACAAAAUUCGAAAUUCCGUACAUGAUUCGUGGGAAAAUAUUUCAAAAAACCUCAGUGUACCAUAUUCAAUAAAUGACUUAAAAAAGAAGAAAGAUUCGUUGAUGGCCACAUACAGGAAACUCGUUAACAAAGUUAAAGCGAGUAAAAAAACGGGUUCAGGAUUAGAUGACAUCUACAAACCUGACUGGUUCGCAUACGAAGCAAUGGCCAAGUUUCUACAUAGCGUGAACCAACCUAAUACCACCAAAAGUUUAGAGGUAAAUGUAUUCAGAUUAAAUAAAUAA